Cinclus cinclus is the source of this 3451-nucleotide messenger RNA. RefSeq names its product dynamin 1 (gene DNM1). The record is from RefSeq and is a predicted model, not a curated record. Gene Ontology annotation, molecular function: GTP binding; GTPase activity; microtubule binding. The transcript has 22 exons. Gene Ontology annotation, cellular component: microtubule; cytoplasm; membrane. NCBI's taxonomy places the organism in Eukaryota, Metazoa, Chordata, Aves, Passeriformes, Cinclidae. Bases 1 to 2586 code for a protein of 861 amino acids.
AUGGGGAACCGCGGGAUGGAAGAUCUCAUCCCGCUGGUCAACCGGCUUCAGGACGCCUUUGCCGCCAUCGGGCAGAACGCCAACCUCGACCUGCCGCAGAUCGCCGUGGUGGGGGGGCAGAGCGCCGGCAAGAGCUCCGUGUUGGAGAAUUUCGUCGGGAGGGACUUUCUGCCACGUGGAUCUGGCAUCGUAACCAGGCGCCCACUGGUCCUUCAGCUGGUAAAUGCCAGCACAGAAUAUGGCGAGUUCCUACACUGCAAAGGAAAGAAAUUCACUGAUUUUGAGGAGGUCCGUUUGGAAAUUGAGGCUGAAACAGAUCGUGUUACUGGCUCCAACAAAGGGAUUUCCCCUGUGCCCAUCAAUCUCCGAGUCUACUCUCCCCAUGUCCUGAACCUGACCUUGGUGGAUCUGCCCGGUAUGACAAAGGUCCCUGUAGGGGAUCAGCCCCCUGACAUCGAGUUCCAGAUCCGAGACAUGCUCAUGCAGUUUGUCACCAAAGAGAACUGCCUCAUCUUGGCAGUAUCCCCAGCCAACUCUGAUUUGGCCAAUUCUGACGCCCUGAAGAUUGCAAAGGAGGUGGACCCUCAAGGCCAGCGCACCAUUGGGGUCAUCACCAAGCUGGAUCUUAUGGAUGAAGGAACUGAUGCACGAGAUGUAUUAGAAAACAAAUUGCUUCCCCUUCGUAGGGGUUACAUUGGGGUAGUCAACAGAAGUCAGAAGGACAUAGAUGGCAAGAAGGACAUUCAAGCAGCUCUGGCUGCAGAGAGAAAGUUUUUUCUGUCCCACCCAGCCUACAGACACAUGGCUGAUCGCAUGGGAACCCCCUUCCUGCAGAAAGUACUGAACCAGCAACUGACCAACCACAUCCGUGACACGCUGCCAGGGCUGCGGAACAAGCUCCAGAGCCAGCUCCUCUCCAUUGAGAAGGAGGUGGAGGAGUACAAGAACUUUCGUCCUGAUGACCCUGCUCGCAAGACCAAAGCUCUGCUUCAGAUGGUCCAGCAGUUUGCUGUGGACUUUGAGAAACGCAUUGAAGGCUCUGGGGACCAAAUUGACACCUAUGAGCUGUCGGGUGGAGCUCGGAUCAACCGCAUCUUCCAUGAGCGUUUCCCCUUUGAACUGGUGAAGAUGGAGUUUGAUGAGAAGGAGCUGCGGCGGGAGAUCAGCUACGCCAUCAAGAACAUCCACGGUAUCAGAACCGGUCUCUUCACACCUGACAUGGCCUUUGAGACCAUUGUGAAAAAGCAGGUGAAGAAGAUUAAAGAACCUUGCCUGAAAUGCGUGGACAUGGUCAUUUCGGAGUUAAUCAAUACUGUUAGACAGUGCACCAAGAAGCUCAGCCAGUACCCUCAUCUGCGUGAGGAGAUGGAGAGGAUUGUCACCACCCACAUCCGUGAGAGAGAAGGCAGGACCAAGGAUCAGGUCAUGCUUCUAAUAGACAUUGAGCUGGCUUACAUGAACACAAACCAUGAGGAUUUCAUUGGCUUUGCCAAUGCUCAGCAGAGGAGCAGCCAGAUGAGCAAGAAGAAGGCAGCUGGUAACCAGGAUGAGAUCCUGGUGAUCCGGAAAGGCUGGCUCACUAUCAACAACAUUGGGAUCAUGAAGGGUGGCUCCAAGGAGUAUUGGUUUGUCCUGACAGCGGAGAACCUCUCCUGGUACAAGGAUGAUGAGGAGAAGGAAAAGAAGUACAUGUUACCAGUGGAUAACUUGAAGCUGCGAGAUGUGGAGAAGGGCUUCAUGUCCAGCAAGCACAUCUUUGCUCUCUUCAACACUGAACAGAGGAAUGUUUACAAGGACUACCGGCAGCUGGAGCUGGCCUGUGAGACCCAGGAGGAGGUGGAUAGCUGGAAGGCUUCCUUCCUUCGUGCAGGAGUCUACCCAGAGCGUGUUGGGGACAAGGACAAAGCCAGUGAAGCAGAGGAGAAUGGAGGAGAUAGUUUCAUGCACUCCAUGGAUCCUCAGCUGGAGAGACAAGUGGAAACGAUCAGGAACCUGGUAGAUUCCUACAUGGCAAUUGUCAACAAAACCAUCAGAGACCUCAUGCCGAAGACAAUCAUGCACCUCAUGAUAAACAAUACCAAGGACUUCAUCCAUUCAGAGCUGCUGGCAAACCUGUACUCCUGCGGUGACCAAAACACGCUGAUGGAGGAGUCGGCGGAGCAGGCCCAGCGACGUGACGAAAUGCUGCGCAUGUACCACGCCCUGAAAGAGGCCCUCAACAUCAUCGGGGACAUCAACACCAGCACCAUCAGCACCCCCAUGCCCCCACCGGUGGACGACUCUUGGCUGCAGGUGCAGAGCGUACCGUCCGGACGCAGGUCCCCCACGUCCAGCCCCACGCCGCAGAGGAGAGCUCCUGCAGUGCCCCCCGCCAGACCUGGGUCUCGCGGACCAGCUCCUGGGCCACCUCCUGCUGGUGGGUCCGCUCCCCCUGUGCCCUCCAGGCCGGGUGCCUCUCCUGAUCCCUUUGGGCCCCCACCUCAGGUUCCUUCUCGGCCUAAUCGUGCUCCUCCUGGUGUUCCCAGCCGGCCGGGUAAGGCCAGUCCCGCCCGCCCGGAGAGCCCAAAACCACCAUUUGACAUGUAAGCCUGCUCCCUCUGAGACUCUUUGCCUGCCUCUUAGCUGUUCUGUCCUGGAAUGGUCUGACUCCAAUCUCACACAUGGCUUCAUGGCUUGUUUUGUUUGUAAUUUGUGACACACACAUAUCAGAUGUGAUUGUAGUGAAACUGUUUUUGGGAUUUUUUUUUUUUUUUUUUUUUUUUUUUUUUUUUUUUUUUUUGGUUUGGGUUGUUUUGUUUGUUUUUUUUUUUUCCUUCCCAGCUGCUUAAAGGAGUUAAACAAGUAUAUUGUAGUAAUGAAAAACAUAUCUUUACUGUUAUAAAUAUCUAUAAAUAUAUAUAUAUAAGAUGAAAAAUCUAUAUAUGUCCAGGUGUUAAAAGCCAUUUGUGCUUCCAUGUGAAUUUUAGGAAAUACUUAAGUAGUAAAAGAAUAUCUAUAUACAUAUAUAUAUACACCACAUCCAAAAAAGUUAACCAAAUCCCAAUGUUGAGAUUUUGAGCUGAUUGUUAAAUUCUCUGCUGUGUGCAGUUGGGUUGUUGUAUUACCCCAGACUUGUGGGUGAACUGUCUCAGUGCUGGUAGUAGCUGUGAUGCAGUUUGUGAUCUACCUGUCACUCUUGUUUACUGGAUGAAAUAAACUCUCAUUUCUGUAUAAUGAAGGUGUCCAUGACUAGAAUAAAACCAUCUCUCUUUCUCUUGCUUUUUCUCUGGGUGGUUUUCAAGCUGUGUUUGAUUAUAACUUCCUAUUUUCAUCCCAUAGAGUUAACAAGUUGUACAUGCCAUCAGGGGCUGUCACUGAUAGGGAAGGGGGAGCAGAGAUCAUCAGCACUGUCUAGGAGCUGCAUUAGAGUGAAACAGCUUGUCAGGUGCAGAAAGGUAAAUCUCUGUGCAAA